Molecule: messenger RNA, 2197 nt
Organism: Tricharina praecox
Lineage: Eukaryota; Fungi; Ascomycota; Pezizomycetes; Pezizales; Pyronemataceae
Product: putative MFS transporter
Exons: 5
Coding region: 170-2095 (641 amino acids)
Biological process (GO): transmembrane transport
Molecular function (GO): transmembrane transporter activity
Source: RefSeq, a predicted model, not a curated record
ACUAACCACCUCCCCUCCCCUCCCCACUGUCUGUUUCUUGCUCCCCGAAGGCAGUGUUGUUUUCUCCUAGGACCUCACUACCUCCCUCCUUCUCCUCCUCCAUCCCUGCAGCUACAGGACCCUCUUUUUGCCUCUACGGGCUUGCCACUGCUAUUCGUCUUUGGUCGCCAUGAAGUUCUCCGGACACACACUGGGCGUCCUCCAUGCCGACACCGACGAAGUUGCCGGCACCGUGCGACUGCUCGCGGGCAAUGUGCAAGAGCCCCUCGGCCUCGAACGGAAACGAACAGCGGACGGGAUCAUUCUCGAGCCGCAGCCCAACGACAACCCGAAUGAUCCACUGAACUGGCCGAGUUGGCGGCGAGACUGCGCGCUGCUCGCCCUGGGCUGGCACUGUUUGCUCGGAGGUGGACAGACGCCCGUGCUGGCGGCCGGCUUCAAGGAUGUGGCCGAGACGUUCGAUGUCACCAUCCCGCAGGUGGCGCUGACAACUGGACUCUACAUGCUUGGGCUGGGAGUGGGAUGCGUAAUAUCUAGCCCUACGGCGCUCAUCUUCGGCAAGCGACCUGUGUACCUCGGCGGUGUGGUACUGUUCCUCGCCGCGUCGGUAUGGUCGGCCGCAUCUCAAUCCUAUUCGUCGCUGCUCAUCGCAAGGAUCAUAAUGGGCAUCGGUGUUGCUCCUUGCGAGUCUCUGCCGUCGGCUACAAUUGCGGAGAUCUUCUUCCUCCAUGAAAGGGCGUAUAGGAUAGGAAUCUACACGCUGCUGCUUCUGGGUGGAAAGAACUUGGUGCCCUUGGUGAGCGCGGUUAUCAUUCAGGCGCUGAGUUGGCGGUGGGUAUUCUGGAUUGUCGCCAUCAUCGUCGGAUUCAAUUUUUGGCUAUUGUUUCUCUUUGUCCCCGAGACUUUCUGGGACAGAACUCCGCGGCCUAAGUCGCAAGCGGAUCACGAGAGCUUUAUCCGGCGUGCCAGCUCCUCGCUAUUUACGGGAAAGUCCAUUAAGAACAAGCGGGAGGCAGAGCUCCAGGCCGCCAACGAGAAGGAGCUGGAGUUUGCGACUACAGCUGCCGCGAUAUCUCCAGUCGUCGAAGGCAAGAACCCAGACAGCCGCCACGCACAGUUCGCCGAGACGAUCGAUCGAUCAGACGAGAAGUCCGUCGCCGAGAAGGAGAAGGAGGAGGAUCUCACGGACGAGGUACUCCCGGUCCGCGAGGUAUAUGUGCAGCCCCUGGCCAAGACCUCGCGCGAAUCCCUCGACCGCUACAUCCGCGACGAAGCCCUGAAGCCGAAGGAAAACAUCGGCGCCGGACGCGCUGUAGACGAGGACGAGCGUGACAAAGAAGCGCCCCACACCUUCCGCUCCUCCCUCGCGCUCUACAAAGGCCGCCAGACCAACGUCGGGUGGUUCAAACUUGCGUUCCGCCCUUUCGUCCUUUUCGCGUACCCCGCCGUCCUCUGGAGCACCGUCGUCUACUCGCUCUCCAUCGGCUGGCUCAUCAUCCUCUCCGAGUCCGUCGCCGAGAUCUACCAGCACCAGCCCUACAACUUCAGCCGUCUCGGCACAGGCCUGAUCUACCUCUCCCCGUUCAUCGGCGGUAUCAUCGGCACCGUCGCCGCCGGGAAGAUCUCGGAUAUCAUGGUCCGCUUCAUGUGUCGCCGCAACGGCGGCAUCUACGAGCCCGAGUUCCGUCUCAUCAUGGGAAUUCCGGUUGCGCUGAGCACCGCGAUCGGACUCAUGGGCUUUGGAUGGUCCGCGGAGGAACACAAUAGCUGGAUCGUUCCUACCAUCUUCUUCGGCAUCAUUAGUUUCGGAUGCUCCCUUGGCAGUACUACUGCAAUCACGUUCUGCGUGGAUAGCUACAGACAGUACGCCGGCGAGGCGCUCGUGACGCUGAAUUUCUCGAAGAACGUCCUCCACGGCUUCGUAUUUUCGCUCUUCUUCAACCACUGGCUCGAGGCCGACGGUGCCAGAAAGGUCUUUGUCGCCCUGGGCGCGAUACAGAUGGGCUGUUUGCUGUUUACGAUACCACUUUACAUCUACGGAAAGCGGCUGCGGCUGUGGACCAUCAGGAAAAAUAUGAUGGGGAGGUUUGAGUAGAGGAGCGUUUGGUGCUGAGGAUUCUCGUGGUAUGAAUACUCUAGAGACGAUCGGUCGGUUGUUUUGAGUUGCGAGAUGCGGGGGAAAUGCGAGGGAUGUUGU